Molecule: messenger RNA, 420 nt
Organism: Cryptosporidium muris RN66
Lineage: Eukaryota; Apicomplexa; Conoidasida; Eucoccidiorida; Cryptosporidiidae
Product: 60S ribosomal protein L26, putative
Exons: 3
Coding region: 1-420 (139 amino acids)
Biological process (GO): ribosomal large subunit biogenesis; cytoplasmic translation
Cellular component (GO): cytosolic large ribosomal subunit
Molecular function (GO): structural constituent of ribosome; RNA binding
Source: RefSeq, a predicted model, not a curated record
AUGAAAUUUAGUCAAGUUGUGAGCUCUUCUGCAAGAAAAAAUAGAAAAAAUCACUUUGAUACUACUUCAACCCAAAGAAGAGAAUUAAUGGCAUCUCCAUUAUCAAAGGAACUUCGUCAGAAGUAUAAUGUCCGAUCUCUCCCUAUUCGUAAGGGUGAUGAAGUUAUGGUAAUACGUGGAUCAAAUCAUGAUUAUGAGGGUGUAGUAACUCGUGUAUAUCGUAGAAAGUUCUCUAUUAAUGUUGAGAGGAUAACAAGAAAGAAGACAAAUGGAGAUUCAGUACCUAUAGGUAUUCAUCCUUCAAAUGUUGUAAUAACAAAAUUAAAAUUAAAUAAAGAUAGACGUGAAUUAUUAGCUAGAAGAAGUCAUACAACACAGAAAGGAAAAUAUUCUAAUCAAGAUAUUUCUAAUUUAGAUUAA